AAACGUCAUUUUUGAAAUAUAAUUUUAAACUUACAAAGAUAAUACAUCAAUUCUUAUGCACAUAUAAUUUUUUCUAUUUCGAAGACAUCGUCUUCAAUCUUCUUGUCAAUAAAGACAAAUUUAAUGCAUUUCACCUCACCCAUGGCUUUUACCAGCGCCACCACCUCAGAGCAGACGCCUCUCCUCGAAGGACAGCCUCUCAGUCCUACAAAUACGUCGAAGAAAGCGUCAAGGAAUGUUACCUUCAAUGACAAUCCAACGGUCAGGACGAUUGAUUCAAACGAGUCUACGCAACCCAAGAUUUCCUUCCACUCAAUAACCGCGUCACCGACAACCAACAUAAGCUCUUCUUUCAAUAGCAAACUUCGUCGCCGAAACAGCUAUGGCUCUCCUCAGGUGCCAAUGCACCCAGCAUCAAAGAUAGGCCCUCAAAGAGCCAGUAAAGUCACACAGAAGCUGAAGUAUCUGCCUGAUCUAGAGGUUGGCGCAGAUGGACCUGAUGAAGAAAGCGGACGAGACGUUUAUUCACAAUUUACACGAAUUAAAGAUCCAACAGCGCGAAGAGAUGCUGCAAGAUUGGGAAAGGCAGAUCGUGAUCGAUUACCGCGAGUUACCGCAUUUUGCACCGCCAACAAAUACCAAUUGGACAAUGUGAUGCGUUUCCUGAAGGGUCGAGGCAAGACGAAGUUUGGAGCGAACCCAAAAUCCUUUGACGAAUGUAUAUAUACACCAUUUAGAUACGGCAAAGACCUUGGAAAAGCGACUUCAGAUCAGGACAUGGAGGUACAUAGUGCGCCGCUGAAGAUGACGGAGCGCAGGCACUCGGAUAGUGCUAUUGAGGUUGAGGAUAACAAGAAACAGCGACGAGAAGGCCUAACAGAUCUGCACACUGAUGGCGGUGAUAUCACAAUCAGCAAUGGCGACCACUCUCCAGCUAACAAUCUUCUUCCAGAAGUCAUUGAGCGACAAAUAGAGAAUGAGACCCAAGCUCUUAUAUCGGAAAGCAAUCCUGAUUUUGAUACUCGAAUACACACGCCCGAAGUAUUUCUAUUCGGCUAUGGCGUUGUAGUAAUAUGGGGUAUGUCUAGUUUACACGAGCAAAAGUUCCUGAAGGAAAUAGCAAAGUUUGAGAGCGGCAAGUUCGCAGCCGAUGAUGUGGAAAUGGAGUCCUUCAAUUUCUAUUACACCAAAGAAUAUCAAGCUAGAAUCUAUAACGAUUUUAUUACUUUGAGGGAAAAGGGGAAUUAUAUGACCAAGCUGGCAAUUUCCCAUGGUUUGGCUCAGAGUGUUAAGGUAUUCCUUGUUUGAAUCUGAUUCUUAAUAAGAUGCUAACUAUCCAAUUUAGACCUCACUCUUCGAAUCUCUUGUAGACAAUACCAUCGACCAAAACAAAGACAUCCCGACUCAAAUUGCGCUAACAGGGACUAUCGCUCUCCCACGAAAACAAAUUAACAUGCAAAUCGGCGAGCUCUUCAUCCUACGCAUAAACAUUCACCUCAAUGGUUCAAUUCUAGAUACGCCCGAGUUAUUUUGGGCAGAACCGCAGUUGGAACCAAUAUACCAAGCUGUCAGAAGUUACCUGGAAAUGGAUCAGAGAGUGAAGCUCUUGAAUGAGAGACUGGAUGUUAUUGCGGAUUUGUUGGCAGUACUCAAGGACCAGCUUAGUCAUCGACAUGGAGAGAAGCUGGAAUGGGUGGUUAUCGUUCUCAUCGCUGUGGAGAUCUUAGUUGCAGUUCUUAAUAUUAUCGUCGAUCUAUCAGUCGGCGAGUAAUUGACAGAUAUCCAUCCAACUAAUCAUUAAAGGUAGAAAUUGGGGAGUGCUAUGGUUAUAGUUACCCCUGCGCAAAGCUCUGAAAUAAGGGGCUAGAAAUUCGUACCCAGAUCCGAUUAAAAGAAAAGAGCUUCGACCACUCCAGUUCACUCUCAGGUGACACUACCACGGAAUAAUAUCCGGAUUGUUUUUGCAUCAGACACUCAAGAGCUGAACAUACGACAAUGGAUCACAGGCGUUCUUUUCUUUUUCAUCUCAUCUGGCUGGACGGAAAUCACAAAAUUGUACAUAAUAUUACCUUCCACAGUACUUAAAAGACUGCGCUGCGUUGCGGAGUCUUGAGAUCUGGAUGUGGAUCUUCUUUUGUGCUUGGCUUGGACUUGAUUAGAUAAUGGGGGUUUGGAUACUUCUUGCGGAGGACGAGUGUUUUAAUUUUGUGUGAAGGGG
Sclerotinia trifoliorum is the source of this 2218-nucleotide messenger RNA. NCBI's taxonomy places the organism in Eukaryota, Fungi, Ascomycota, Leotiomycetes, Helotiales, Sclerotiniaceae. The record is from the annotation of a GenBank genome assembly.